Molecule: messenger RNA, 840 nt
Organism: Peniophora sp. CBMAI 1063
Lineage: Eukaryota; Fungi; Basidiomycota; Agaricomycetes; Russulales; Peniophoraceae
Source: the annotation of a GenBank genome assembly
AUGUUCCGCAACACCUACGACUCGGACAACACCGUCUUUUCGCCGCAAGGCCGGUUACAUCAAGUCGAGUACUCGCUCGAGGCCGUGAAGCAGGGUUCAGCAGCCGUUGGGCUGCGAUCCAAGACACAUGCCAUUAUCCUGGGUCUGAAGCGUUCGACUGGUGAACUCGCGUCGUACCAGCAGAAGAUGUACCGCAUCGACGACCAUGUUGGUAUCGCGAUCGCCGGUUUGACAUCCGAUGCACGCGUCUUGAGCAACUUCAUGCGGCAGCAGGCCAUGGCGUCAAAGAUGGUAUUUAACCGGCCCGUACCCGUAAACCGACUUGUAUCUGCCAUCGCCGAUAAGGCGCAGGUGAACACACAAGAAUAUGGCCGCAGGCCAUACGGUGUCGGUUUCCUUGUUAUUGGACAUGAUCACACCGGCCCACAUCUCUACGAAUUCUCUCCGUCCGGCACCUCGUUCGAGUACUACGCCAUGUCCAUCGGCGCACGCAGUCAAAGUGCAAAGACAUAUCUGGAGAAGCAUUAUGAGAAGUUUGUGGACUGCGAACUGGACGAUCUCAUCCGCCAUGGCUUGCACGCACUGCGAGAGACCUUGCAGCAGGACAAGGAGCUCACUAUCAAGAACACUUCCAUUGGGAUCCUUGGCCCCGCCGGCCCUCACGAGGAGAGUGGCGAAUCCGCGGCUGGCGACUUCCGAAUCCUGGAGGGCGAGCCCAUUCAAGUUUACCUGGAUACUAUGCUCUCGAAGGAGGAGGCGAUGGGCAUUGCGCCCGCAGAACCCGCACCUGCUGCCGCGGAGGCACCAACUGGUGGUGAGGACGUACAGAUGCAGGAGUAG